ACAGGCGUCCUCAACAGGUGCGGGAGCGCCCGCCCGGAGCCUGUACGCCCGCUGCUGCCAGAAAUGCAUAUUUUGUUGAUUGGUAAGAACUGGCAGAUGACGCUUCACGAAAUAUAAAUGCAAGAAAGCUGCAGAGCUCAAUAAAACCUGCUACCUGCCAGUCUAGGAGGUUUGGAGGAAGUCAAGCAGCCACCAGGUAUGGCUCUGGGAGUUCCUCUGUCAGUCUAUCUUCUCUUCCAUGCACUCACCGCCCUGACUGCUGACGCCGACUGGGCUGAGACCUCUCAGAGCAACAAGACGACUAACGAGACCCAAGCUGACUCUGUGGAAGGCCCCGUAGCUCUGAAGUUCUCACACCCCUGCCUGGAAGACCACAGUAGCUACUGCAUUAAUGGCCUGUGUGCCUUCCACCACGAGCUGGACCAGGCCAUCUGCAGGUGUUACACCGGUUAUACUGGGGAAAGGUGUGAGCACCUGACCCUAACCUCAUAUGCUGUGGAUUCCUAUGAUAAAUACAUUGCCAUUGGGAUUGGCGCUGGAUUACUGUUAAGUGGUUUUCUUGCUAUUUUUUACUGCUACAUAAGAAAGAGGUGCCUGCCCCUGAAGUCUCCCUACAACCUGUGCUCUGCAGGAAGACAGCCACUGUGAGGCCCUGAGAAGACAUCGGAUUGCAUUGAGUCUUCUGUGAAAACCUAUGGGCCUCAAAUGGAAAUCUGCAAAUGACAAGAAAAAGUAGCAUGCGAGGUAGACCUGAAAACAACAGAAGCUAAGAUCAUGGUGACAUCAAAGGAUAAAACUCAGCACUGGUCUCCAGGCUUUGCCACCCUUGGGUGUCAUGGAGCCAAGUGUACAAACUGCAGUGGCAGAGGUCACAUGCCUACUCUUCAGUGGGUGUGUGGUGUGGCUACUGUUCUUGCUGCAGAAAAACUGUCUCAUGCUUCUGAUUGGGACAGAGGUAGGCCUGCCUGGAAGUAACUCAGCCUUGCAGCAGGCCAAAGCAGUGCCAGGACUGGGCUCUCUGUGCUACCCACCACUGUGACCACCCACCUGGCUCUGUCUGUGCACUCUGGGCCUGCUCCCAAGCCUUCUGCUUCCCUGGUAUCCAAAUGAUUUGAUGUCACCUUUUAAAUGAGAUCAGUGUUGAGUACCUCCAGUGAACUGAGCAUGUGUCUCAGGGCCAGUCCACAGGAAAGAAACUGGAACGUCCAAGGGAAACACAAAGCACACCCAGCUUGGGACCACGCUGUGAGGCCUUUAUCUGUGAAAUAUGGAAGAAGCCAAAGAGGACUGACAGCUAUCCAGAUAUCAAGUCCAGAGCAGGCCAACAUGUCUGUUCCUGGGUGGAUGAUGGAUUGGCUUGUCCCACAAUGCUUCUGUUUGUUACUUCUUGAAAUUUCCCUCUGUGACAAAGGUGGCAUUACCAGGUAACCAUUCAUUUGGACUGAACUCCCUAACAAUGAACAGUCUACAGUUGGCUCUGAAACAGAAACUGAAGAACUAGGUAAAGGAAUUUUUUCAAUUAACGACAUGUGAAAACAUCUCCAUUUCUGAGACCCUGUAACAGAUUUGGACAGAGAAAAAAUGAAGCAAUGGUAGAAACACAAUGGAGGAUCACGUUUGUUCCUUUUAAAUUGUAGUUCUACUGCAUAAUUUCAGUAGUCUGUGCGGGUUCCUUAAUUCUAUUAUGCUUUGGUUUUAUUUUCUACAUGAUCCUUGUACCUCUAAACUCGGAUAGCAGAGAAGCAGAUGGUGGCCCGUGUGUGUAUGCCUCAGACCUCCAUGUGCAGCCUCACCUCCAGCCCCACGGCACACCACUGAGUUUGUAAAAUAGUAAUUUUUUUUUUUUUACUUUUUUUUUUUUUUUUAAAUCAGUACCAGAGAUCAAACUCAUGACCAUGUGCUUGCAAGGCAGGUGCUUAUGCCUCUGAGCUAAAUCCCCAGCCCAUAAAAUCAUAAUUUAUUUUUAAAUGAAAUUAAAGAAAUUUAACAGCUACCAUUUUUCUUUUUAGAUUCAAACUAAAGCUAUGGACUCUUUUUUUUUUUUUUUUUUUUCUCUCAAUGUGAUGUAAACAAGCCAAGCCAUUUUGCUCACGGCACUGGUUACAGUGAAUGUCCUUACAUUCACAGUCUGGGAAUAAGCCUUUCCUUUCCAUGAAAUUCCGGUGUUCCUUAGCCCCUUGGAAGCCUUGCCUUCUGCUUUCCUUGUCUCUCUUUUGGAAAGAACUUUAUGCAGGUGAGUGGUUUGUCAGCACUUGGUCCUGCCCUCCACCUUCUCUGAAGGUUACCUUAGGUGCGUGCGGAGUAAAUGUUCCUUCCAGUGACUCCUGUAGCCACACCUAGAAAGUUAUGCACUUCCUGGGCAUUGCAAAAAGAUAUAAAAGAGCUGUGGAGAGUCAGGGAGAGACAAUAAAGGCCUAAGGAGGAAAAGAGGAAUUAAUGUUGGAAUCUGCAGAGCAGAUACCACAAGACAGUCCUGAAUACCUGGUGGCUGUGUUUGCCAAUUUUAAACACAAUACACUGAGAUUAGAACAUCUGACAAAUAAUUAAAACUCCCAGGUUUCCAAGCCAAAAUAGUAAACCUCAACAAUAAAAUUUUUUUGUUUUCAUUUUUACCAGUAGACUAGUCAUAACAGUUUGAAACUGACCCAGGGAGACUGUUUCAGAAAGGGAAUACAGCUGCAUAUGGUUUGUCACGGGAAAUCAUCUUUGACCCCCACAGUUAACUUUGCAGAGGGAAUCCCCCAUGUUUUGGCGGAGCCCGGCUAUCUCCAGCAGUAUUGUUUAGAUAUGCAGGACUCGAUGGGAAAAAUGUUUCAAUACCAAAUGGUCUGCACAUGGUCUUCUAUUUUUUUUCCUAUAUGCAAAUGUGACCCUGAAAAGAGCCAAUUAAUUUAAGCCUUGCGUCAGAGCCGCACUUUCAGCUAUCAAUCAAGGAUGAUUAAGCUGCAUGGAUCACUUAACAAUGAAAUGACGACACAUUCCUGGCAUCUUUGACUAAAUCAAACUAGUGGAAGAAUGCAUCAACUUCUUUUACUCCCCUUUUUGUCACCUCCCCAGUCUGUCCCUUAGUUUACUAAGAGAGCACAUUCUUCUGCCCUUAGUAUUCACUGGUGAAUCAAAGGUGAGCACCUGAGAGCACGGCAGGGUGAGGGCGGACUCUUGCGUCUGUGAAUAUACAUAAAAGUAGUCAUACCUGCUUAUGGUUGUGCCCUCUUUCCCCAGAUUACCUUUGGUAGAGCCUUAUUUGCAUGAAGUUUGCAGAAGAUGAAAUUGUAGCAGUGUUUCCGGACAUAGUGCAAGUCUAAUCCUUUAAUUUUGAUAUGUCUACUUUGGUAACAUCAACAAAAUUUCCAUUCAUUAUAUUUAACUGAAAUAAAAUCCUUAAAGAUAAACCCUAGGAAUAUAAGCAUUUGAUGUUCAAUACGAGAAGAAUCCACGUAUGCAGAGGAUUCCAAGGAAGCCAUCGAACCUCUCUGCUUAACAAAAGGUAUCGUGUUUCUGAGUGCCGUAUAAAUAUUGAUAUUCUUCACCCACACUCCCGGAAAGGGAUACCAGGAUCUGUUGCAAAAUCCCACUCUUUCUGGCUUACAUCAUGGCUGCGUGACAUCAGGUCUGAACACCUGCCAGGAUGAACUGGAAGAGUUGGAAUCUAACUUGUCAGAAUCUGGCACUUCUGAUCAGAAGGUGUCCACAUCUCUGUCCCCUCCUUCAGCAGCACAUUCAGAAGCAUAUUUCUCCAAUUUGGUACAAAACUUCAUCAUUGAACCCAUCAGUGCCCACCCCAGGGUGACAAGAGGCUGAACAAUAAAUUUUCUAAGAAUGCCAAGAGUAAAAUCAUCUGUAUCGGCAGCACAAUGAUUCCCCUGCCCAACCUAACCUGAUGCAGAUUCCAGGUUGUGGGCAACACCUGCAGCUCAUGAAGAAACACUCCAGGACAAGGAAUGUGGCUCUGAGAUAACAGACAGCUGGGUGUUUGUCCAACACCUCGUGGCCUUUCUUUGUCAUUUGGAUGUCUCAGAUAUUGGAGCACAAGUCAUCUAGAUUGAAAUUUGACUAAAACCAAGCUCAAGCAGCUACCAAAAUAGUAGUGCUUUCAACCUCUAAAAGGCUGCCAAAAUUCAUAUCUUUCUGGAAAGAGUGGUAUCUCUAGGUCUUGAAUGUGGCACAAAAAUAUUGAUUUAAUAAUCCUUAAACAGUCAAUUUAAAGCAACAGUGUAACAGCCAGCAUUUACAAACACUUACACUGAAAGUUCUGUUUCUAUUUAAGUAACCCUCCCCUGUGCAUAAGUGAGGUGACGAGAUGGCAGUACCCUUGUUCAGCAUUCCAUAGCUUUUAAGUGGUGGAACCAAAACCAGAACAGGCUAGAUCCAAUUCCAAUGUCCCUCCUCUGUGCUCUAGAGGAGACCAACAUAUCUCCCAAUAUUUAAGGGAAAAUAUUUAUGUUGUAAGUUAAGUUUUGGUGAACUUAGCAAUGUACCCAAGUGAUCUGUAUGCAAAUGGGAAAUUAUUUCCUUGGCAACACAUAAAGUGACCUUUGUCAUGGAUUAAACAAAAAUUUCCCACUGUCAUUGGAGAUUAAGAGACUCAUUUCAUCCCUGGGGCAGAGAGCCCCAGUAAACCCUGACCUGUGUCCUCAGGACUCAGGCAUGAAGGGCCAUGUGAGAAUACCAGAGUUGCCCCACUUUGGGUGGCCAGGGAUCUCUGGUCCUGUGUGACUUCACUGAGGCACGCCUGGCCAGGGUGGUGAUGGAGAAGUGAAGCAUAGGUGACUCUCCCAUUUGCAGUCGGGCCUCUAUGAACCCCUCCUCUUGCCUGCUGGAUCCUGGCUUAAUGUAGACUUUGGAGAGGAACAGUAAGUGGAGGUGACUGAGCUUAGGAUAAAACCUGAAGACAGCAUUCACAAUCUAUGCACUGCUUCGGCAGUCAGAUGACCUAUCUGUGACGUAGCUGUAUGUUUAGCUGUGUGUGGCCUUUAGGAUCUGAUAGUCAGGUGAGUGUAGAAAUCUGAAUCCGAAGGUGACUCCAUGCUCUCCGCUGGCAGGAGGAUGUGCGUUGAAGUGUAUAAGAAGAUCUGGAGCACAGAUGUAUGCUUUGCACUCUCACAAUGAGUGAUUUAAAUUAAGCCUGAAUUUAGAGACCAAGAUGUCAGGCUUCUUUUGAAAAACAAAUGACAUAAAGCACUGCUCUUAUUUGCUCAUACCUCUAGGACUAUGUCCUCAACACCCAGCCAUCUUCUGCUGGUCAGACCACCAAUUCUGGCUCUCCUUGACCCUCUAAACUUGCAAACUUGGUUCUUGGAUAAUUUGGAGGUCUUUACUCAUCUAAAUUCUUCUGGAGCUAAUCCCCAAGUGCCUAUAGGGGGCCCUGUUGUACUGCCAACCCCCGCUUCCAUAUAAGACUCAGAUCAAAGAAUAGCCCAGGAACACACUCCCUGAAGAGCCCACACUCACCUGGAAGCUGGCAAGGUGGCACCUGGUGACUCAGACUCUGCCCUGCCCACACCCCCAACCACUCCCUGCUCUGGUCCUGGCGAGCUUUGCCUUCUCAGCACACCCUGCAGGUCACCUCCCAAACCACACAGUAACUCCUUUGCUAAGCACACCCAGUGGUUCUCCAAGCUUUCUGUUUUGCCUUUCCCACCUCCCCAUGCCAUCACUCUGCACCAGAGAAGUCCUCUGCUCCCUGGGGAACUCCACAGUGCCUGUCUAUGUGACACUCUUCCUGUCCGCCAGAGUCCUGGGUAAGCUUCAAGAACUGCCUGCUUCUUAAAGGCUGUGUUACUUACAGAUGUCAUGGCUUCCUCCUUUGAACAACCUCAGCAUCCUUUUAGCUUCUCCAGAAGUGUAUUCAUCCCACCACGUGUUAUGGCAAUUUAUGUUGUUGGCUAAAUUCCACGGUAACAAGAAUAAACUUCCUUCCUGCAGUUCAUGGCACAGACUGAGUGCAAGAGCCGGGGGAGCUUUUAUUGGGAGCUAUGACAAAUCCUGGUUAACAGGAGUGCCUGGAAUUUCACCUUCUGAGGUACAGCUCCCGCUGCCCCUUCCUGGCUGUCCUUCCCUAGUAAAGUUCCUUCACUUUUCUAAGGUCAGUAUCUGCCAUUUGUAGGAAGAGGAUGCAUGUGUCUCACUGAAUGUUUGAGGGUAAUAAGUGCUCAGUGCAUGUGAGCUUUUUUAUUGUGAUUGUCUCCUGUUCUUUCAGAUUAGGAAACUGAAAUGUAGAAAGUCCACAUAACUUGUUCAAGAUGGCCCUCUGGCACAUGGCAGGGCAUGGAUUUGAUUCAGAGCUGCCCAGGUCCAGGCUCUGUGGUCUUCCUAGGCAGGUGAGCCCUUGGUACUGGCUCCACUGAUCAGGGUACACUCAGCAGGGUACACUCUGGCCCCUGUUGUUUCAUGUGGGGUCAGUGUUCAAACUCCCAACUCUUUCCUAGUGUGUCAUUGGAGCUAAGCACUUUAACACAUAUGUGUCCCAGUAGUUUCCUUUAAAAUGGGAUCCCUUUAGGAUUACUGCAACUCAGAUGACUAGUGCCUAUAGACACAGUGCCCAUUCAAUGCAUGUUAGUUAUAAUCACUAAGCAUUUGAAACCUAUAGAGUUAAUUUUAGUAUGAAGUGAUAUGUUUCUAAAAAUUGCACUGUGCACUUUGAGACCAAAAACUCCAGAGUUGGGCCAGGGAUUUAGCUCAGCAACAUAAGUACCUGUCUGGCAAGCACGAGGUCAUGAGUUUGACCCCCAGUACCAAAACAAAACCAAACAAACAAAAAAACCCCAGGGUUUACUGGAAAAUUGCAGUCAGAAAAAACAUUAUAAGAAGCAGGCAUGAUGGCACAUGUCUGUGGUCCCAGCACUCAGGAGGCUGAGGCAGGAGGAUUGCUGAGAGUUCAAGGCCAGCCUGAACUGCAUAGUGGUAAUCUGUCUCAAAAGAAAAAAAAAAAAAAAUCAGUAACACAUUAAAACCAAGCAUCUAGGAAAAAAAUUCCUAAAAUUCAUUUGGAAACAGAAGAGACCUAGAAUACCAAAGGCAAUCCUGGGCAACUAAGGCAAGGCAGAAGGCAUCACAAUCCCUGACUUGAAAUUAUACUACAAAGCUGCAGUGAUAAAAUCAGCAUGGUACUGGAAUAAAAACAGACAAGAAGAUCAGUAGAACAGAUUAGAAGACACAGAUACGACUACAAAGACACUCAGACACCUUAUCUUUGACAAAGGGGCUAAACAUGUUCAUUGUAAGAGAUAUAGUCUCUUUAAUAGUGCUAGAAAAAUUGGCUUUCCACAUGCUACAGACUGAACUAGACCCAUGCCUAUCACCAUGCACUAAACUAAAGUCAAAAUGGAUCAAGGGUUAAAAUAGAAACAUUAAAUCUACUGGAAGGUAAGGUAGGUAGAAAUCUUGAAGACAUUGGGGUAGACAAAGAAUUCAUGAACAAAA
Messenger RNA from Cavia porcellus (domestic guinea pig), 7422 nucleotides. It is a transcript of the gene Epgn, whose product is annotated as epithelial mitogen. The transcript is spliced from 5 exons. Gene Ontology annotation, molecular function: growth factor activity; epidermal growth factor receptor binding. The coding region runs from base 199 to 648 and encodes 149 amino acids. Lineage: Eukaryota; Metazoa; Chordata; Mammalia; Rodentia; Caviidae. Gene Ontology annotation, biological process: epidermal growth factor receptor signaling pathway; positive regulation of cell population proliferation; positive regulation of mitotic nuclear division. The record is from RefSeq and is a predicted model, not a curated record.